AAUUAACCCCGCAUGAGGGACAGGCGAAUACCCCUCUCCACCAUAUCUCCGUUAAUUAUGGCGGUAAACAUCACCUCCAGCAGACUUGACAUACUGGCUGAUGACUCGCAUAGCAGAAAUCCAGUCUGCGUAUCCCCAAAUCCUUUUUAUCGCCAUAAAUAUUCCACUCGAGAUUGAUCCAAUAUGACUAUCCCCCAAACCCAGAUCGCAGCAGUGCUUCCUCCAUCUGGAGCAUCCCCAGACGCAAGGGUGCAGAUAAGCACCAAUCACCUCGUCCCAGUCCCCGGAGAAGGAGAGUUGCUCAUCAAGCUCGAAUUCUCCGGGGUGUGUCAUUCCGAUGUGCACAGUAUUCGUGGGGAGACACCCAUGUUGACGGAUGUGGCGGGUCACGAGGGAGUUGGGAAAGUGGUUUCAGUUGGUGGCAAUGUCCAUGAACAGGAAUGGGUUGGGAGAAGGGUUGGUAUAAGAUGGCUAUACAGCUCUUGUCUGAGUUGUGAAAUAUGCGCUGUAAACAAUACAGCAUGUCCAUAUCAGAGAAACGCCGGUGCAAAUGUCCCGGGAACAUUUCAGCAGUACAUUGUCAGCCCUGCAAACCAUGUAACGAUAAUUCCUCCUGGGCUUUCGCCAGACACAGCUGCUCCUCUUCUAUGCGCUGGAAUUGCAAUGUACUCCUCGAUCUUGAAGACUAAAACACGCCCAGGAGACUGGCUCGUCCUUCCUGGGGCUGGAGGGGGUUUAGGGCAUAUGGGAAUACAAAUCGCAGUCAAAAAAGGAUUGAAAGUGAUUGCAAUUGAUAGCGGCGAAAAAAAGAAGCAACUCUGUCUCGCCCUGGGAGCAACAAGCUUCUUCGACUACAAGAUCGACAACGUUGAACAGGGAGUCAAGUCCCUCACUUCCGGUUUAGGUGCUCAUGCAGUAAUAUGCACGGCUAAUGGUGAACCAGCCUAUACACAGAGUAUGCAUCUUCUCCGCAGGAUGGGGGUUCUAGUCUGUGUGGGUAUACCGAGUGUACCGUUUAGACUACCGGCGACCCCAUUCGACAUGAUUGUCAAGGGGCUUACAAUUGUUGGUAACUCUGCCGGAACUGCGAAAGAGAUGGAUGAAUUGUUAAAGAUGGCUGUGGAAGGAGAUAUUCGAGCACAUGUUGAAUGUUUUGAAUUGGAUUGUAUCAAUGAUGUGUUGGACAGGUUAGAGCGAGCUGAGAUUGAUGGACGAGCUGUUGUGAGGAUUCCAGAGUGAUAGGUGAAAUACCAUCCAUGACGAUAAAUAUCCGGGUGGAACUCAUACGCUUAUCCAUAAGGUAGUCUUCUAGUUGCUCCUUUCUCCAUGGUGAUAUACUAGGUAGAGUGGCUGAUUGUACACCUACGAAUAUAACCCGGUAUACCCCGUCCAUUGAUUAAUCAAAUAACAACGAUAAUAAUUAUCGAC
Molecule: messenger RNA, 1428 nt
Organism: Aspergillus wentii DTO 134E9
Lineage: Eukaryota; Fungi; Ascomycota; Eurotiomycetes; Eurotiales; Aspergillaceae
Product: zinc-dependent alcohol dehydrogenase
Exons: 9
Coding region: 184-1239 (351 amino acids)
Molecular function (GO): oxidoreductase activity; zinc ion binding
Source: RefSeq, a predicted model, not a curated record